GCUCGUGCCGGCGGGGGCUGGAGGAGCCGCGCGGCGGCCCGCGCCGACUCCCGCUGCGCUUCGCAGGCCAGGGCUGUGGCCACCCGCGCUCCGGCCACCGCCCCGUCGGGGCCGCGCGGGGGACAUGUCCGGCGGCCGCAGGAGGGGCAGCGCCCCCUGGCACAGCUUUUCUCGGUUCUUCGCGGCGCGGAACCCUUCCCGGGACAAGGAAGAGGAAGAGGAGGAGAAGCCGGGGACCGGCCAGCCGGCCGGCGCGAGCCGCGGGGCCGCCAGUGUUGAAAAUGAGCCCAUGAGCACAAGUAAGAAAAAGGAAAAUGCACUUUCAUCAGAAGCCGGAAAGAUUCCCCAAGGUGAGGACACAAGAAACCAUGCUGAGCAGCCAGCUAUUCUCCCAAUGGUGGAAGAUCCCCCAAAGCCAAAUGACUUUCCUAAUUCCACGUCAGAUGCCAAAACAGCAGACAAUGACCGACAGGGAAAAGAAAGCUUUUUUCAGUUUCUUGGGAACUUAUUCAAUAUCUCAGGAAAGUCAUCUCUUGGGGAAGUUAAACAGUCUUCCUUCAAAGAUGACCAGGAUAAGCCUGAGAAAGACCCACAGACUCCCAGUGGCCCCCGUGAGGAGGGGAGCCAGAUGGAGGAGGAGAUGGCCAGCUGCACUGUGAGAACUCAGGCCCUUCCUGUGGAUCAGCAAGAGUCCAGCUCCUCAGAACUCUCUGAUGCCUUUUCUUUGGAUACAACACAAGACAGCGAACAGGAAAUCACUGAUAUGCCCAAAAAAAACACUGUUGGUAAACCAGAGACACCUUCGGUAACAUAUGCAACCUAUCGAGGACCCGCACAAAUCAGGAAGUACUUGAAGCAACAGACUGUGUUGGGAACUGUGAAUCAAUCAGACAGAGAAGACGGAAGCACUGACUCAAGGACACAGGCACACGCUGGCCCUGGAAGUACAGCACACACUGUGAUGGUCCCACUGUUGCCCGCCAGCAAAGAUGUAGCCACAGAAGGACAUUCGCUUGGAGGUCCGUUAGGAGUCUCUAGCCAAAUAAAUAACAUCGAAAGCCAUCUGGAAAAUGACCCAGAAUUGCAGAAUAUCUCUUUAUCUAAGGGUUUUUUAAAUGAAAAUAGCCAUGGAGGCUCUGGGAGCAGUUGGACUUCCCCUUCUUCUGUGUCUAAGCCCAGCUCAGUUGUAGGGGAAUCUGACUCACAGACUGAGAGCAGUUUGGUUUGUUCAUCAUUGUUUAUAGGAAGUAGAAGUAGCCAAGUCCCUUGUCCAGAAUUUCAGAGGAAAACUGCAACAGAAAACACACUGGAAGGAAACAGCUCCACAGUGAGUGAUGGGAUGUCAGUGCCGAGCAAGGAGCAUGUUGAGCCUCAGAAGCCUGCUGUUGCUGAUUCCUCUUGUUGUAAAUCAUCCGAUGGGAGUGCCGCUACCAAAGUGGAAAGUACAAAUUUGUCAAGUCCAAAUGAAUCAAUUAUGCAUGAAGAUGUACGGCUGCCAGAGAGUAAGUGUUGUGACAGGCCAGCUGCAGAUAACCCAUCAAGGUGGAAUGUCAAUCACACAAGCAUUAAUGCUCUCCAGGGACAUGCUGUGACAGACGCAGAACUUGUAAAUGAAGGAAAGAGGUUACCUGCCCGAGACUCAGAGAAAAAUGUGGUUUCAGAAAACAUGCAAGGAACAGGAGGUGCCCCAGGGGGUGAGUCCAUGACUUUAAAUCCUGUAAGAGCCCCAGAAGACAGAAUUGAGUCCUUACCCAAAGAUACUGAGCCACUGUGUGAAACAGAAACUAGAGUGCUUGGUCUGGAGCCACAUGUCAAAACUCCUCCUGACGUGGGAAAAAAUCACAAGGACCCUGGUUCUUUGACAUGCGUCAGUGACUCAGCAGUCGUAGCAUGCACAGAAAGGGAAAUAACACCCAAGCUGAAUUUUGAACUUAACAGAAAUCUCAUUUCUGAAUCUUCUUUUUCCUUAGACAAUCUUCAACAAGCCAAAGUCUUUGCUGGUGCUGAGACACCUCUUAACCUGGACUGUAAAACUUCUGAUGGCAGCGCCUCACCUCCAACCUCAGUUUCUGGAGUGGACAGGCUUGACAAGUUGGGUUUCCCCGGUUUGAAGAGUGAGAGACCUCCAUUCAGUAAAAUUGGACAGGGUAGCAUUUUCUCUCAUCCUAAUGGUUGUCGAGAAGAAGGUAUGGGGACUCAUCCUGAGGCUGCAGAAAGGGAGGCUGCCCUACACCUUGGACAUGCAUCUCUUAUCCUCAAAUCCAAGGAAAUUCUUCCUGACGGUGAAAGAUGCCUGUUUCCUUCGGGUCCUGAAACCACUGGCACUCUUGUAGCCGAGGUAGAUCUGCUGAACUUUGAGCAUGGACGUAUCUCUGAGGAGCACACUUCUGUUUCAGCGCAUCGUCCUAAGAAGGCAGAGUUAAUGUCCUCAAAUGCUAAAGCAAGGAAGAGCACCAUAGAGAAGUCUGAGUCUCUUCCCUUGGAAAGCCAAACUGCUGAAAGGCUACUGAAAGCAGAGGACGGUGGUCAGAGCAGCCUCCCUGGAGAGUCGUGUUCUGAAAGAGGAGUCGCCUCAUCCAAGCUGUCUGUUUCUCAGGCAGAACCCAGAGACGUUUCUCAGGAUGGCAUUUCUUUUUCUCAAGUAACAGCUGCAGACACGCUACAGGAGACUGUUUUGCCAGAGUUAAAUUCUCUAGCAAUUGAAAAGGACAAAGGUGUUCAAUCCGUGGAUCACGGAGAGAUUAAAGAGAUACGUUUAGGUGGUGGCUUUAAAGAGAAUCACCAGGCUAGGCUUUCUCCUGCCUCCAAACACCACAGUGUACAAGAAACAGAGAUAGACAUCCCAGCUAACUCUGCUUCUAUUCUCAGAAGUAAUCUGUCUGGGAUUAUACCUCCUGGUCCAGAGGAGAAAUCCACAAGGCACAUGGCACAGAACUGUAAAGCUAGCACUUGCUCAAUCAGCUCAUCUCUAGCUAUUAGUGUGAUGAAAACGAGUUCUAGUGUCUCCGAAAUGGAAGAACUGGGUUUAGAUGAUAUUUCUCCAAAAUUCCAAGAAACUGACAAUACACAAGUAUAUUCAUCUUUUCUGGGUUCUGAUGCCCAUUUGGAGAAAAAUGUGAUUGCACCAGAGGACUGCAGUUCACUGGCUGUGCCUUCUCUACUGGGAUCAGAAGGGGAAGAAGCCUGUAGAGAAAACUUGUAUUUCCUGAGUGCUGGCACGAGUGCUGCAUCUUCCUCCGGUUGUCACUCUAAGGGAGAUAGCACAGCUACAAAUUCAUAUGACCUCCCAAGUAAUUUUGAGGCUUUAAGUGUUACUGUAAAUAUCACAUGUGAAGGUGCUUCUGUUACUGACACACUGGGCCAUAAUAGCUCUUAUUUGGAAUUAAAGACACCUAACCCAAAAGGGGCAGAAGUGACCCCAAUUCAGGGAUGUUUGGGGUCUUCUACCAGGAAGGCAUGUCUCGAUUCCCCAACCACUGCCUACUUUGACGGUCCCAUGAAGGCAGAGACAGGAACAGUUGCUGAGGCACCAGUGUCAGUUAACCGCUCAUGCCAGCAGUGUUCUGAGGCAUCUGCUGAGCAGACAGAAGCCAGGAAAGGAGCACGUGACCCACUUUUACUCAGAAGUGGUUUACUCACAAAAGCUGAUACACUGACUGAGGAGAUUUUAAGUUCUGUCAGGGAAGAACUGAAAUCCAAACGCACUGUUGGUACCUGCCGGGAGCAUCUCGCCAAAGAUGAUGUAAUGAAUCCAGGUACUGUGAAAGAAGCCAUCCCAUCAGAAGUGACAUUAACAGGGAUCCAAUUGAAAGAGAGUUCGGACGAGAAAGGCGUGGACAAUAUGUCAGAAGUCAAAGAGGAAGAAAAGGCCAGUGUUUCGCCCGCAGUUAGUGAGACAAGUCUCCUUUUUGAUUUUGAUAGAGUGAAUUUAUCUUGUAUCUUAGAAGAACAGAGCAGUGAAUUAGUCAAUGAGGUUAUUUAUGCAGCCCGAGAAAAUUUGAUAAAUGAUGCUUUUGAUGAGAUUGAAAAUACCUGGGCUUCUGAACCUCAGGCUAACACUUCAAAAGUUUAUAAAUGUGGUGAUGUUAAACCACCUAUAGUUAGGGAGUUCUUGGUAUCAGAGCAGGCAGGGAAUCAAAGCACAUGUGAAAUUAGUGAAUAUAAAGUAUUAAGUAAAUCCUCCUCCGUAAGCGACUUAGUUAGUGGCACCGAGUCAAUGAAAGGAAGAGAAAUUAUUCCCUAUCAGCAGUCCCCACGUUUUGAAAGUGAAGCUGGACAGUCUGACACUGUAAAUUUGCAAAAAUCAGAGACUGUUUUACAAGCUGAAGACAUGUCCGACACAAGGUUAGAUGAUAGAGUGAAGCCACAUUUAUUUGUCAGUGAGGACUGUAAAAAGGCAGCGGAGUAUGUGGAUAAUCACAAAAUGGCAACAGAGGACACUAGAAUUCUUGUAUUAAAUUUCAACCUGCCUCCUUUUGCAAGUGAUGACACCCAUGUGCCUAGCACCUCUAAAAGCAGUUUGUCUGAUAGUCUUGUAUGCAAAUCUGAAAAAAGUUUGCCAGGACAUAGUAAAAGCACACCCCUUGCAAUGUUAGAUUUGGGGAAAGCACACAGAAAAGAUAAUGAAGUAAAUGCAGGGAAAAUCACAAUUAUACCUUCAUUGUUAGAAAUGGGAAAAACAGGUAAGAGGGAUGCUGAGAUGAACAUUAGGAAACAUGAAGCAGCACCUCUAAUGUCAUAUAAAGAGAAAACAUGUAAAAAGGGUGAUGAAUUAAACAUUACGAAAGCUGAGCCAGAGGCUGACAUUUUUACAAGGGGAGGUGUAUACCAAAUGGAUGCUCAGAUACAUGUUGAAAAACCUGAGGAAUUACCUGUCACUUUGGGAAUGGAAAAAGCUUAUAAGAUGGAUAGCAAAGGGGAUGUUAGCAAACCUGAGGUGAUGCCUGUUAUGUCAGAAAUGAAAACUACCCAUCAAAAAGACGCUGAGGGCGAUGUUGUAAAGACUGAGGUGACACCUGUUUCGAUUGAGAUGGAAAAUAUUUACCAAAAGCAUGCGGAAGGGGAUGUUGGGAAGACUGGGGUCGCAUCUGUUGUGUCAGAAGUAGAAAAUACCUACGAAAAAGAUUGUGAGGGUAUUACUUCAAAGGCUGAAGUGACAGCUGUUACAUUAGGAAUGGAAGACACUUACCAAAAGGAUGAGCAAAGUGAUGCUGCAAAGACUGAUGGGAGAGGUGUAGUACCUGUUGAAUUAGAAAUGGGAGAGAUUUACUCAAAGGACUCUGGAGGAGAAAUUGACACAGCAGAAGGGGUGCCUGUUAGGUUAGAAGUGCUGAAUACGUAUCAGAAAGAUACUGACUGGCUUACGGGAAAGAUGGAGAGACCUGUGCCUCCCCAAGGGGAUGCUGAAGAUGUCCUUAGAAAAGCUGAGAGGGUCCCAUUUGUGUUAGACGUGAAAGAAACACACCAAAACACAGUACAUUCUUCCUUGGACAUUUUGGAAAAAAGAGUCCAAAGAAGUAUCAGAGAGUCAAGUGGAAAUGAGUUGGUGCCUUCUAAGAUAGAGAUGGAAGUAACAGCUUCAGAAGAUUCUGGUGGUAGCAUCGAGAACCCCAAAUUAUCACUUCCAGAGGUGGCCAUUGAGAGAACAAAUGGAACAAGACCAGAGGUGAUCAUUACAAAAGUGGAGGUUAUGCAUCCUGUCUUUGAAAGUGAGUACAUGGAGAAGAGUGCUGGAGAAGCAGAAGAGCAGCUCACUGAAGUAAAGGAAGGACUGAUAACUCACGAUGACAGACUUGCUUCGCAUUUCAGGGGCUAUGAAUCACCUACGUUAAGUAAGGAUUAUGAGGGCUACCCAGCCUUAACGAUGCCAGAUUUUCAAGAGGAGGACGCAGUGGUAAGGCUCAACAAAAUAGUGUCUGUUACUGCAGUAUAUGACAAGAGGGAAGAUCUGGACUAUAGAGAUGAGAAGGAAGAGCCGAAUGUAGCCUUUGUUUCUCAGGAAGAACAAGAGAAUGUUUCCUUUACUAUAUUGUACGAUGAGCCCCUUCUAGAGGAGGACAAGUAUGCUCCCACAGAACUACAGGGAACACGCUCUGGCUUGUUUUCUGACACCUCCUCCAACAGCAUGCCUGGCCUGGCGUGUGAAAGGUCUGAGAGCAGAACUGACCUGGUCCAUCAUUUUGAAAAGGAAGGCAAACAGGGUGAGGCAUUUGAUGGAGACAAUUCAGAAAUGCUCUUAUCAGUGGAAGCCAAAAGGUACAAAAUUUAUCCCUUAGCCCUGAGCCCCAUUUACGAGGAUGACAGCUCACAGGAGGACGGUUUAUCCAGCGAGGUCUCGCCUGGUCACCACGGCUCCACAAAAUCGAGGGAGAGCGCAAACCAGCCCUCCUCAGUCUUAUCCCUUCUCCAGUCAGUGUCAGAGCGCUUGCAGAGAAACUUUGAUGGAGACGACAGAGAGGUGGCUGAGGAGGAAGAGGAGGAAGCAGCAGCAGCAACUUCGGGUAAAGGCUUCAGAGCUGAAAGGAAGGAGCGUGUCACCUUCUACUUGCCAGAUCCUUCCAUCACCUUUUACCCCGAAGAUGAACGGGAGAGUGCUGGAUUUUCCAGGUCCUACAUGGAGUCCAGUGAACCAACGACCUCCAAUCUGCAGCUUGGCCCUUGGUCAGAAAAGGCGUCAUUUCUACAAAAAUCGGAUCUGACUUCUAAGUUGCAUUCUUCCUUAAAGAGUGCCUAUAAUCAGUACUUGCAGACUUCCCGGACUCAUUCCUCAGAAACGGGAACCAGAUUUGGUGGCGCCUUUCAGGAACCAGUGUCCAAAUAUUUCCGAGUUCAAGACCACCCAGGCAGAUUGAGUGCGUACAUUGAGAAUAUUGACAAACAAAAUCUGAGGUGUAAUCCAAGGCCUGGGAAGAUGAUUAUCUAUGAUCUCCAUGGAAGUAAAUAUAAACAAGAGGUCUACUGUAACAUUCCUGAUGCUACAACAUGGUCUUUCCCGAAUGGGGCACUGAUAAAAGUUGUAAGGGGCUGCUGGAUUUUAUAUGAGAAGCCCCAUUUCCAAGGUCAGAAAUGUGUAUUGGAAGAAGGGGAAAAAGUGUUAAAUCGGGACUGGCUUCUUCAGAACAGGAGGCACCCAGAAAGAAACUUUGUACUGGGCUCUAUCAAGCGUGUCUUAAAGGAUUGCAGCAUUCCAGAGAUAGAGCUGUGCACACCGUCUGACCCUGGGUGCUACCCCAUCUACAUACACCGGUCUGUCCCCAAUCUGGAAGAACUCAACGUCCCCAAGUCUACAUCCUUCACCGUGAGAUCAGGAGUUUGGCUGGCCUACCCAGACAUUAAUUUUAAGGGGCAAGCUACAAUUUUGGAGGAAGACCAGGGCCUCUUUGAGAUUUCUGCAACAGAAAUGAAAUCACUGCAUCCUCUUCAGAUGGGUGGACUGAAAGUAGAAAUGCCUAUGAACUUAAAGGUUAUCAUUUAUGAAAAACCUUACUUCUGUGGACAUACCAAAGAGUUCAGUGAACAUAUAGAUUCUGUCCCUAAGUUUUUAAAAAGUGAUAAGGACUUUCGUGGCAUUGGAUCAAUUCGUGUCAUCGGUGGAGUGUGGGUUGCCUAUGACAAGGAACAUUUCAAAGGCCAGCAAUUCCUACUUGAAGAAGGAGACUUUGAAGAUAGCAGUACUUGUGGGGCAUUGAGUGUCCCCAUCAUGUCUUUCCGGUACCUACAAGCUAAUUUUAUAGAAUCUUCUAUCACACUGUUUGAAUCUGACCUAGAAAGUGGGAAAUUUAUUGACAUUACAAAUCAGGAAAUUUCUGACUUGGAAGAAAUCGGCUUUGGCAGUGAAACAAGAUCCAUUCACGUGAAGAGUGGCGCAUGGGUUGCCUACAACCAGAAGUUCUUCUGUGGAGAUCAGUACAUUUUAGAGAAAGGAAAAUACAAAUGCUUUUUUGAUUGGGGAGGAUCAAGUAAUACAGUCUUGUCAAUCCGACCAAUCCAGCUGGAGCCGCUUGGGAUAAAUGAGCCUCCACAUUUGCUUAAAGCAUUCAGUAAAGCAGGCUUCCAAGGCGAGUGUAUAGAUUUCAUAAAAGAAUGUGCCGAUCUGACCUCGUUCGUGCCUUCAUCCUUUAAGGUUCUCCGUGGCUGCUGGCUCCUGUAUUACCAAGAAGAUGGUUUCUACCAUCAGUGUGUAUUGGAAGAAGGCCUCUACAUUGACCUUAUUUCCUGUGGCUGCCCAUCAGCUAGAGUCCGAGCGCUGAAGCCCAUUGACUACGUUUUUGAAGAACCUUCCAUCAGCCUUUUUGCCCUGGAACAUUGUGAGGGAAGAGAGUUACAUCUUGAAGACGCUGUGAAUUCUGUUUUGAACAAGGACUUACACUUCUAUACCCAGUCCGUGUGGAUAAAGAGUGGAUUGUGGAUAGCUUAUGAAGGAUCCAAUUUCUUAGGAAGGCAGAUCCUCCUUGUGCCUGAUGAGAUCCCAAACUGGACUGUGUUUAGUGGGUGGAAAACUAUUGGUUCUAUCCGCCCCAUGAAGCAGCCUGCAGUGUACAUCAGAAUAAGGAACCGGGCCAAGGAUGAGUAUUUGACAGUCAUUGGGAACCUAGCUGAUGCUCGGACAAUGUCUGUAUGCAUCUCUCCCUACAGUGGGAAGGACACUCAGAUCUGGCAUUACUGCCGAGGACUCUUUAAAUCCAAGGCCAGUGCUACAUGUCUUGAUGUGAUUGGUGGUCGGGACACACCUGGAGCCAAGGUAGCAUUGUGGACUGAACAUGGGCAGUUCAGGCAGAAGUGGAGACUGAACAGAGAUGGAACCAUCAGCUCUUACCUCAGUGAUGAGCUUGUCCUGGAUGUUAAAGGAGGAAACUAUUAUGACAAGACACAUGUCAUUAUAAAUCGUCCCUUGGAGAGAGAAGAAACACAGAAAUGGGACAUUGAAAUCUUGUGAGAGGAUCACACAAAGGCACCUCCACCUACUCAUGCCCUGUGUGCAUGGGAAGGAAGCUGCUGUGUCCACAUUACUGUACUGCUCACAGAAAGAACUUUCUCCCAAGCGCUGAAACUACUGCUCCAUGGAAAAGCUAAAAUAUUCUCACUGGUUAUUAUGCAGUGUCUUUGUGAAGAAAUGUAAUGAUUUCUUUUCCUGAUGGAUCCAAGUGUAGUGACCAAUUUGCUGAAAUGUUAUUCUCUCUCCUAACCACCAAACAUGAAUCCUCUUCUUGAUGGCACUUUACACAGACAAUGCUGUUACCUGCAUUAGCUAUCAUAUGAGUGCCCUACUCCACGCUUGUGUGAACAAAGCACAGGGAAACAAUUCCUACGGGUUGUCAUACUCCUGCACCACCUGAAGACAUACUAAGCUUUCCUACAAAGCUGCUGCUGUACUAAAUAAACCUUGUAGUUUCUAUUUUAGAAACUUUUAAAAUUGAAACACCCAUAAGUAUUUAUACUCUUUAAUUAGGUGACCCCAGGGAGGAACCUCAGCUUAUUGAGGGAAAAGCCACUAGUCCUAAAGUACUUUCUGUGGUGUGGCCAAUCUGUAUCAUUUUUCUAACUACAAAUGUAUAAACUUUAGGGUGCCCACCUAGCACUAUGGUGUUAAUUAACCAAGAUGUCCUGAAGUGACAAUACUUCUGAUUGUGGUGACCUUACAUUUUGUCUGACUUGUGCUUAAGGAGGAGAAUAGCAAGACUGAGUCACAUCUAAGAGCUGAAUGUGUCCCCGGAGUAAAGGACUGAACCAAGGUUCAGCUAAAACAAACAGGGCUUCUACUUUGCCUCUGUCACCUGACUUUUUCUACUUGGUGACAGACAACUCAGUUUCACUCCCAUUUUAAACUGACUAUAGCUAAGCAAAACCACACAGAGAGGCACUACCAUCUCCUGCUCAGGAACAGGUCAAGAGCCUGCACCCUCCUGAGACAGGAAACUUAAUUCAGACAGCUACUGCUUUCAGCCCCAAUUUUUGCCAGAAAGAAAAAAAACUCUAUUUUUACAUAAAUUCUCCAGCAAUAUUUUUAAAAGUAUCAACCUCUAUGCACUUUAGAAUGUAAAAUAACAGUGAAUAUUUUAAACUCAAAGAGCUACCUACUUUGAGUAUUUUUUUUUAUACACUUGGGCUUCCCAUGUAUAUAUACUGGUCUUUGGUGUUUUUUUUUUUUUUUUUUUUCAGUCUCUGGCGCUUCUGUCAUCAUCUAAACAACAUUUGAGAGCUCUGCAUGUCCACAGAUGACCGGUGCCUCUUAUGGGUGUGGCAGUAUUAUUUCAUGAAACGUUUAUUUUAAUGGGGAAAACGGGCAUGUAUACUCAAAGAUAUGUAUAUUUUCGUUGUUAAAAAAAAAAAACCCACAAAAAAACAACUUUCGAGUUUUGUUAAAAAGUAUUUUUGGAGCUAAGGAGGCUCUUUAACGGAGUUGUUUCUUCCAAAGAACCAUGACAGAGCCAGGCUAAUGACAUAGUUCUAUAUGACACAUGUAAUGGAGUUGUGCCUUUUCUACAACACUGGAUUAAAUAAACUUGUCAGAAGUAUGAUUUUAUCAUAGUCUGGGAUACCUGGUAAUUUCCCGAGUUCCCUCUCCUGUCCAUGAGCACAUUAACCAUGCCUCCACCCAGAGUGCUAAUCAGAGCACCAUGAGUCACCUAGAAAUGAAAUCUCCCUUCACGGAGUGUAUGCGCAGAGAAAAGGACACUCCUCUGUAUAAAGGCCCUAGACUACUUGGAUUAAACACUCUGUCCAGAGAGACAGUGCCAGGUUCUCCUUUUCUUCAUCUGUGUGAAGUUUCAGUUCCUUGACAGGAAUGGGUGAUCCACUCCAGAUUUGCUUCAGAGCAUCCACAUGUGAUAAAGGAAAGCGAAGUCCAUAAGCCUGAAGAGGAUACACUGUUUAGUACAGAAAUAACACCACUUCAUGGAUUUUGCAUAACCUUACAUAAUUCAAAAUAUAUAUCCUUCAUAAGAGUGAAACUUGUUUCAGGAAAACUACUUCAACUGUAAUUAGGUAAUUCACAAAAGUCAUCAAUUUCCUAUCAACAACCUACUUUGAGUAGCUAAGUUGUUGCAGAUGACUAGCAUUUAUCACACUUUUCCUGUAAGUUUACAGCUGUUAUGUUUUAAAGCUGCCAUCAAUACAUGCUUCACAAAGUUGGCUGAUGUAGCUUGUCCUAUCAGUCAGGUAAAAUGGCAGGUCCGCACUGCAUCUAUAAAGGCACAUGACCCUUUCCAUCACAAGUGUUUAUCCCAGCCAUAACCCAAACCACAGGAAAGACAGUUGUUUUAAGUUGGAACACACCUCUGUUUCCACCUCUUUUCCCAUCAUGUGUGUCUGUCUCAGAUUCUUCAGAGAAUGAUAGAUAUAAACCAUUUUUUGUUGAGCUUCAUCCUUUAAAAAAAAAAGUUAUAAGAAAAAUAUUGAGGGCUUCAGUACUAGGAGAGUUAAAAAAUUUCAACAUCAAGGAAAAUCUUUUGAGGGAAUAUAGAGAUAGCAGGAUCCUCACUUUGUAGGCCAGGCUAGCCUUGAAUUCAUAGGAAACUGCCUGGGAUGAAGGCAUACAGCAUCAUACCUGGCUGCAAUAAAAAUAUUAUAUAGCCUUUCUCCUUAAAGGAAAUGUAUUCAUUUCUGUGCAGAAUCCUUUGGGCACAAAGUUACCAAUACAACUGUUGAUUCUUGAAGUCACUGUUUUAACAGACAAGCCCCAGCAUGUACGAGAACCUGAUUUAUAUGCCAGCUUAUCAGUUUCAUCUUUAAUUUCCUAUACUGUGUUCUAUCAAGUUUGAUAUUCCUAGGAACAAGUAAAAAGUUAUCAAGUGAUCAAUUGUUGAGAAAUAGAAGCUAUGUUAUUUACUAAAAAUUCCAUUUAAAUUUAAGUAGUUUGUCACAAAUGAUCUGUACUCCCUUUGGUCUUCCACAACCUACCUUUAUUAUUUGUCACUGAUUAGCUAAACGUCUGAGCCAACAUACAGUGUCUCAGAGUUAGUAGUUAUCAGAAUAAAAAACAAGGUAUGAGUGCA
Molecule: messenger RNA, 11993 nt
Organism: Meriones unguiculatus (Mongolian gerbil)
Lineage: Eukaryota; Metazoa; Chordata; Mammalia; Rodentia; Muridae
Gene: Crybg3
Product: crystallin beta-gamma domain containing 3
Exons: 22
Coding region: 125-8935 (2936 amino acids)
Biological process (GO): lens development in camera-type eye; visual perception
Molecular function (GO): structural constituent of eye lens
Source: RefSeq, a predicted model, not a curated record